CCGACCCCUCGGACCCUAGGGGGUGUCGCCUCCUUUCACUCCCUGACUCCCUGAUCGGGCAGCGAGACCCAUGUUUACUAAUCUGCGUAGCGGCAACACAAUACAUAUUCAAGGCAUAUUAAAAAGUAUUUAUCCUGCGACGCUUGCAUGCUCUUCAUUCUUCAAUAGAGACAAAGGGAGAGAAUGGAAAUCCAGAGCAUUUUGGUAGCAGCAGCAGCUUUAUUCGCCGCCUGGGCUUUCUGUUUACUACUACCCAAAUCAAUCCGUCGCCGGAAAACCCUCCCGCCGGGGCCUUUUCCGUUGCCGGUCAUCGGGAGCCUUCACUUGCUCGGAGACAAACCUCACAUCUCCCUAUCCCGCCUCGCCGCAAAAUACGGGCCGGUGAUGAAUCUGAAGCUCGGAACCGUAAACACGGUGGUCAUUUCCUCCCCCGCCGCGGCCAAGGAGGCUCUGCAGAAGCAGGACACGUUCUUCUCCUCCGGCCGGGCAGUCUCCGACGCCCUGCGAGCCCACGACCACCACCGCUACUCCGUCGCCUUCCUCCCCGUCUCCUCCCAGUGGAGAGCCCUUCGAAAGAUGCUGACCUCCCACAUCUUCUCCGGCAGCAAGCUGGACGCCAACCGCCAGCUCCGCCACAGGAAGAUCCAAGAUCUGAUUUCCUAUUGCCGGAAGAUAAGCCAGGAAGGGGGAGCCGUAGACAUCGGGAUGGAGGUGUUCAAGACGAACCUGAAUCUGCUAUCGAACACCGUCUUCUCCAAGGACAUGUGCGACCCGGACUCCGAUUCGGCCAAGGAAUUCAAGGAUUUGGUGUCGUCGAUCAUGGUGGAGGUUGGGUCGCCCAACGUGGCUGACUACUUCCCGGUCCUACGGCUGUUGGAUCCCCUGGGCGUGCGACGUCGCACGGCCGGACAUUUCGGGAAGGUGCUCCGGCUCUUCAAGGAUUUGAUCGACGAUCGGACGGCGGCGAUGGGGGAGAGAUCGAGUGACGGCGGCGGGAGGGAUGAUGAUGUGUUGGAUUCGCUCCUCGGGAGCGGUGAAAAAGGCGAAGCCGUCGACUCAACUCAAAUCCAACAUCUUUUCCAGGACUUGUUUGUUGCCGGGACCGACACAUCGUCAAACACAAUAGAAUGGGCAAUGUCAGAGCUUCUCAAGAACCCAGAUACUAUGGCAAAGGCUCAGUCGGAGCUCAGAAAGGUCAUCGGAAAAGGAAAGCUUGUGCACGAAACCGACAUCACUCGCCUCCCUUACCUUCAAUGCGUCAUGAAAGAAACACUCAGAUUGCACCCACCAGUCCCAUUUUUGAUACCUCGCAAAGUCGACCAAAAUCUAACCCUUUCAGGACAUACGAUUCUCAAAGACUCACAAAUUCUCGUAAACGUCUGGGCGAUCGGGCGCGAUCCCACUGUCUGGGAGGCCCCGUUGGAGUUCAAACCAGAGAGGUUUUUAGAGUUGGGAAUGGAUGCUAGAGGGAAAGAUUUUGAACUGGUCCCAUUUGGCGCCGGUAGAAGAAUAUGCCCUGGUUUGCCGAUGGCGAUGAGGAUGGUUCCGGUGAUGGUUGGGUCCCUGUUGAACUCAUUCCAAUGGAGGAUUGAAGGUGAUGUUUUGCCCCAGGAUUUGGACAUGGAGGAGAGGUUUGGCAUUACCUUGGCUAGAAUAAGUCCUCUAAGAGCCAUUCCCAUUGCCGUGUAAAAUACUCUGUAUUCGUUCAUAAUGACUAGUUCUUACCCCAACAUGGGCUCAUAUACUAUCACAUAAAAUAUAUUCUAUAAAAUAUAUUCUAUAAAAAGUUGAAACUAAAAAUAGAUAAAUAUGAGUUGCGUAAAAUAAAUAAAAUCUAUAGUCUUUU
This is a messenger RNA of Cuscuta campestris, 1846 nucleotides long. Lineage: Eukaryota; Viridiplantae; Streptophyta; Magnoliopsida; Solanales; Convolvulaceae. The record is from the annotation of a GenBank genome assembly.